Myotis myotis is the source of this 6536-nucleotide messenger RNA. It is a transcript of the gene DPP10, whose product is annotated as dipeptidyl peptidase like 10. The record is from RefSeq and is a predicted model, not a curated record. NCBI's taxonomy places the organism in Eukaryota, Metazoa, Chordata, Mammalia, Chiroptera, Vespertilionidae. Gene Ontology annotation, biological process: proteolysis. Gene Ontology annotation, molecular function: dipeptidyl-peptidase activity; serine-type peptidase activity. The coding region runs from base 1305 to 3707 and encodes 800 amino acids. The transcript has 26 exons.
ACCUGUACCUAAGGCACGGGGACUUCUUCCUUACCCAUCUACUUUGGGCAGGUCCUUUCUAGCACCCAGGAAAAGCCAGGGAAAGGAAUUGCUAGCUCAUCUGGAUGAAAGUGGUGAACUGUAUCUGUGAUACCCACAGGAAUUCAAGUUCCAAAGAGUUCCAUGGACUCAUUGAUUAGCAUCCCUGUGCCAGGCUCCCAGGACCUGCAUUAUAAUAGACUCCGUACAGGCAGGGAAUUUGGUGAAUUUGGCCAGGCUUUAGUCUCUCUUCCUUGCAAUCCCUCCAAGCCUUACAGUGUGCUUGGCACAUGAUAAGUGCUCAAUAAACAAACUUUGAAGGAGAGAGAGUUGUAUUGAGUGAAGAGAAGACUGGAAAGGGACUUAAAAUGUGAAGGUUUUCCUACGUGUCCAGAAAAAAGAAAAGGAAAAAAAACUGAGUUCUUGAAUAGCAUCCUUACUAAUUAAUGUUUUAAAUCAAAACCUCUUCCGAUCUCCACUGGCAUCAGCCAGGCAGGCAGCAGGGAACGCAGGCUGGAGGCUGUCCACUGCCCCAAAUCAGGAGGUGCAGGGCCCGUGGUCAUAAUUAGGAACAACCUCUGGGUGCUGGUGGCUUCCGUGGGGCUCUGCGCCCCCGACUCCCCACCGCCCCUGUCCUCUUGGAGCGAUGGAGCAUGCCCAGUGGCCGCGCUGGAGCCAUCGAGGGCUUUGCCCGGGCGCACGCCGCUUCUCCGGGUUUUAGCUGGAGCCUUGGGGAGGCGGGCGGUGAGGGGGCCAGCGGAGCCCCGCAGCCUUGGCCGCGCGCGCCGGUGGGGAGCUCGCGCGCUGCUCCGGGCUCGGUCCCGCCCGGCUGUGGCUCGGCGGAUGCGGGAGCGCGGCGCCCGGCUGCUCCACCUGGCGCCCCGAGCCGCGCGGGAGCCCCGGGGCCGCGAGGGGCGCAGGAGGCAGUAACAUGCCCGCCGGGUGCCUUCGGCGCUGCGGGAGGUGCCGCUCGCCGCGCCACUAACUUGCUACUUGGUGUGGUCGGUCUGGUCGCCGAGGCUCUGGACGCUCUGGGGUGUAGGGGCGGGGGGAGUGGGGAGUUGGAGGGUCUGCGGUAGCCGAAGGAGGGAUCCGGCUAGGGAGAGCCUCCCUGGUGCCGCUCCCCUUCUCCUCCCUGCGCUCCCCUCCCCCCGCCGCGUCUCUGCCUCUUUCCCUUCCGCCCAUUCGGAGAGCGCUGGGCGCCUGGGACUUGCGAUCGCUGCCAAGUGAUGGUCCCCGAGUCUGAAGUGCCCGCGAGGAAGUGAGCGCCAACGCGGCCGCGGGCGAUGACAGCCAUGAAGAAAGAGCAGCAGCCCACCCCGGGGGCCAGGGCGAGCCAGGCGCCGCCGGCGGACCAGGAGCUGGGAAGUAACAGCCCUCCACAGAGAAACUGGAAGGGGAUUGCUAUUGCCCUGCUGGUGAUUUUAGUUGUAUGCUCACUCAUCACUAUGUCAGUCAUCCUCUUAACCCCAGAUGAACUUACAAAUUCAUCAGAAACCAGAUUGUCCUUGGAAGACCUCUUCAGGGAGGACUUUGUGCUGCAUGAUCCUGAAGCCCGAUGGAUCAAUGAUACAGAUGUGGUGUAUAAAAGCGAGAAUGGACAUGUCAUUAAACUGAAUAUAGAAACAAAUGCCACCACAUUAUUAUUGGAAAACACAACUUUUGGAACCUUCAAAGCAUCAAGACAUUCAGUUUCACCAGAUUUGAAAUAUGUUCUUCUGGCAUAUGAUGUCAAACAGAUUUUUCAUUAUUCGUAUACUGCUUCAUAUGUGAUUUACAACAUACACACUAGGGAAGUUUGGGAGUUAAACCCUCCAGAAGUAGCGAACUCCGUGUUGCAGUAUGCGGCCUGGGGUGUCCAAGGGCAGCAGCUGAUUUAUAUCUUUGAGAAUAAUAUCUACUAUCAACCUGAUAUAAAGAGCAGUUCAUUGCGACUGACAUCUUCUGGAAAAGAAGGAAUUAUUUUUAAUGGGAUUGCUGACUGGUUGUAUGAAGAAGAACUUCUGCAUUCGCACAUCGCCCACUGGUGGUCACCAGAUGGAGAAAGGCUUGCCUUCCUGAUGAUAAAUGAUUCGCUGGUGCCUAACAUGGUCAUCCCUCGGUUUACCGGAGCAUUGUAUCCCAAAGGAAGGCAGUAUCCGUAUCCUAAGGCAGGUCAAGUGAACCCAACAAUCAAAUUAUAUGUUGUAAACCUAUAUGGACCAACUCAUACUUUGGAACUCAUGCCACCCGACAUCUUUAAAUCAAGAGAAUAUUAUAUCACAAUGGUUAAAUGGGUAAGCAAUACCAAGACGGUGGUCAGAUGGUUAAACCGACCUCAGAACAUUUCCAUCCUCACGGUCUGUGAGACCACAACUGGUGCUUGUAGUAGAAAAUACGAGAUGACAUCAGAUACGUGGCUCUCCAAGCAGAAUGAGGAGCCCGUGUUUUCUAGAGAUGGCAGCAAAUUCUUUAUGACAGUUCCUGUUAAGCAAGGGGGCCGUGGGGAGUUUCACCACAUAGCCAUGUUCCUCGUCCAGAGUAAAAGUGAGCAAAUAACCAUGCGGCACCUAACAUCGGGAAACUGGGAAGUGAUAAAGAUCUUGGCAUACGAUGAAACUACUCAAAAAAUUUACUUUCUGAGCACGGAGUCUUCCCCCAGAGGGAGGCAGCUGUACAGUGCUUCUACCGAAGGAUUAUUGAAUCGUCAAUGCAUUUCAUGUAAUUUUAUGAAAGAACAAUGUACAUAUUUUGAUGCCAGUUUUAGUCCCAUGAAUCAACAUUUCUUAUUACUCUGUAAAGGUCCAGGGGUCCCAAUGGUCAGCCUACAUAGCACGGACAACCCAGCAAAAUAUUUUAUAUUGGAAAGCAAUUCCAUGCUAAAGGAAGCUAUCCUGAAGAAGAUAGUGAAGUCAGAAGUUAAAACGAUUCAUAUUGAUGACUAUGAACUUCCUUUACAGUUGUCCUUUCCCAAAGACUUUACGGACCGAAACAAGUAUGCUCUUCUGUUAAUAAUGGAUGAAGAACCAGGAAGCCAGCUGGUUACAGAUAAGUUCCAUAUUGACUGGGACUCAGUACUUGUCGACACAGAUAGCAUCAUCAUUGCACGAUUUGAUGGCAGAGGAAGUGGAUUCCAGGGCCUGAAAAUUUUGCAGGAGAUUCAUCGAAGGUUAGGUUCAGUGGAAGUAAAGGACCAAAUAACAGCUGUGAAAUUUUUACUGAAACUACCAUACAUUGACUCCAAUAGAUUAAGCAUUUUUGGAAAGGGGUAUGGUGGCUAUGUUGCAUCAAUGAUCUUAAAAUCAGAUGAAAAGCUUUUUAAAUGUGGAUCAGUAAUUGCACCCAUCACUGACUUGAAGUUGUAUGCUUCAGCUUUCUCCGAAAGAUACCUCGGUAUGCCAUCUAAAGAAGAAAGCACAUACCAGGCAUCAAGUGUGCUACACAAUAUCCAUGGCUUAAAAGAAGAAAAUAUAUUAAUAAUUCAUGGGACUGCUGACACAAAAGUUCAUUUCCAGCACUCAGCAGAAUUAAUAAAACACCUAAUAAAAGCUGAAGUGAAUUAUACUAUGCAGGUCUAUCCAGAUGAAGGUCAUAGCAUAUCUGAAAAGAGCAAGUAUCAUCUCUACAGCACAAUCCUCAGAUUCUUCAGUGAUUGCUUAAAGGAAGAAAUAUCCAUGAUACCACAGGAACCAGAAGAAGAAGAUGAAUAAUGGACUCUAUAUAGAACUAAGGGGAUAUUGAGGUUCAAUGAAAUCUAACCAAGAGACUGUAAUAUUGUAGAUGCUGCAGAAUUCCAAGGGCAGCUUGAGGAGAUGACACUGGAACAGCACACUCAGAGACAAUAAACUAGAAUUUGAAUACAGAUGUCCAAGUCUACUGUUUUGCCAAGGGUGCAGAACCUGUUUCUUUGUGUAAGGAAGGUCAAAUGGUUGGUUUCUUAGGAGAAAUUAGUUUUGCAUUAAAGUAGGAAUAGUGCAUGUUUUUUUCAGUUAUCCCCUCUUUGUUCUGUAACUAGUUGUUCUCAUUUUAAUUUUAAUGGCCACCAUCUUUGAAUACAAUGCACAACAUAUCAGUACUACAGUCCCUGAUCUUUGGUGGCUGAGCAGCAGUCUAACACUCUAGUGUACCUUUACAAUAAGUGCAAUUCCUUCAUUGCCUAUUAUUAUGCAUAAGAAAAUAUUCAGUUAAUAAAAAGAGGCUAUUUUAUGUAAUUUCUGUUUACAAAAAAAAGCAUUGUUAAAUGGGUCAAAGGUCAUGUAGAAAUAUGGAUUUCAGCACCUUCCAAAGUUCAGUUACCAGUAGAUAUGAUAUUGUUAAACCAACACACAAGUGUGUGUUGAACAAUAUAUAUACACACUUGUGCAUAUGCAAUCAAUAAAUUUAUCUUUACAUGUUAUUCAUGCUACAAAGGAUAAACUUUUGAUGAACUAGAAGAAAUGCUCUUUUACAGGCUAUAAUGGAAGCUUUGUUUAAUGAGCCAAAUAUGACGAAUCAUUUUUUUCAAUUCAAAUUCUAGCUAUUGCUUUUCUCUAAAUGUUUGGGUUGUGUUUGGUAUCGUUUUUAGUGGUUAAUAGUUUUCUAGUUGCAAUUUAAUUAUUUGGAUAUGAUACCUUGUCACUUGUAAAUUAGAUACUUAAAUAUUAAAUUAUAGUUUCUGAUAAAGAACUUUUGUUAACAAUGCAAUGCCACUGAGUACUAUUUUGCUCUUUGGGCGGAGAAGGCUUUUUUAAAAACACUUGGUCCUUUUACUUCUCUCCCUCAAUUCAGAAUCAAUUCUCUUUUUCAUUGUAAAAACAAAGAGCUGGAUUAUUUCUUUUGCUAGUUCCUAUUUAGUAUUUGGUGCCUGCCCAGUUCACCUGUUACUGUUUAAUUUAAAUAUUUCUAGAGUUAGAAAUGAAAUAUUUUUUAUUCAUUGAUGAAAAGGUCACAAACAGCAGUGUCUGCUGUUUAACUUGAGAUGAAGGCACAAGACACAUUCAUUCCUGGUCUGUGCUAACUUGCAGUAGUAAGAAACUGAGAAAGUAAAAUAAACUUCACUGUCUGAAGUCAACGUAAGUCAUGAGGGGAUUAAAUUUGGUGACUAAAGUCAGAGUAUCUUCGCACUUUACUUUAAGGAUCGUCCAGAUGAUAUCGAAAAGUCUGGAAAAGUUAAGCUAAAUCUAGGUAAUAUACUAUAUUUUUGUGGUUUUAAAAAUUCCUUAGUACAGGCUGAGUAAACAUGACAUUAGAAGACCAGGAGGCAACUUAAAAAUGUCACAGAAUUGCUCCUAUUCUGUCAACCCCCAAAUCUGGGUAUUUGGAAAUGUGUGAGUCAUUUGGGGAUAUUCCGUUCUUCUUCUGAAUGCAUUGGAAUUGUGUCCUCACUGCUUCAUUGAAUUCAAUUUAAAAUGAGAAAGGCUCUUUUCUGAAAGACUUAUUUCAGGUCUUUCUCAAGAAUAGUAAACACAUUAAAAAAAGGUUGUGAUAUUUCAAAGGAAAGUUUUGCCUAUUUUAUUAAGAUGGAAAUUUCUUUUAAAGCUGAUUUAAAGUCCAACGGAAGGUUUUUAAUCAAUAUUUUAAAUUUCAAUCACUAGAGAUUUUUAUGAUGCAAAUAAUUAUGUUGUCUGAAAGAUGUGGUUUUCUUAAAUGUCUAUUUGAGUAACAUUUAAAACGUAUUUACCUUUUACUGUUCAUCACUUCUCCUGUUUUAUUAUUAUCAAUGUUUAUCUAUUUUUCAAUUAAUUUAAUACAAUUUAUAAUGUGAAAGACAUUUGUCUGGAACCCACUUUCACCUUUAAGGCUAAAUAGAUCUCAAAGGAAGACACACUAUUUCAUAGGAAGCUGGACAUUUUUCAUUUGGGUGAUAUUUUGAGUUCAAAUAAUUAUGCCAUUUUAGGUAAAGGAAUGAUCUCCAACACAUAGACACCAGAUACUAGAGGGAUUGUGCAAGUGGACUUUCCCAGUUAUACAUUUGUCUUUGAUCAUAAUCCCGCUGUUUUGAGUAUACUGAUGCAUUCCAAGAGGUUCCUAGAACUCCAGUAGCAAGUUUUCCAAGUGACAUUUUCCCCUUAAAGUUAAAAAAUGUCAAGUCAAACUGUAAAAUGAAACAGGUAAACGCUAUUAAAUCAUCCACGGAGAUAAACACAUAAUGUUUUGAACCUAUUUUGGAAGGCAAAAGUAUUGUUUCACUAAUUCCCUCCAUGUAGGGCUCUAACUCAACACCUAUAGAUGAAGAAGUGGCUGCUGAUCAGUUUGGAUUUCCUGACAGGAUCUGGGAAAAGAAUGCUCUUCUAAACCUGAAUCUCAGCCCUGCGAUGUGCCUCUCUUGACUGGAUAUUUAGCAUAGACAUCAUUCCCAGCGGGAGUCCUGCAGGGGCCAGUUGUAGAUCUCUUAUAUAACUGCAAUAUUGAUCGUUACUAUAAGGAGAAUUGCCUAAGCCGUUGUCCUCAAAUGGUGGGCUCCUGGGAUGGAUUUGCUCUCAAAUCACAGUAAGAGCACAUGGCUUCUAGAAUCAUGUUUGAAAUACUUGGUUUGUCUCUCCUCCCAUGCCCCCCACCUU